AGUAUAAAUGUUGCUUCUUAAAUAAAUAGCAACUCCAUUGAUCUCAUUUACACACUCUCUUCCACCAUGGCCGUUUCUGGAUAUUUCAUCAGAUUAAACCAAGCUACACUACCAAAUUUCCCACCUCCUAAACUCAAUCAUGCUCCAAGAAAACAAAAGAUGCGUGUUAAAGCAUGCGGAGCAAGUUCGGGAUCGGAGGAAAGGAACAUGGCGAUGAGGAAAGACAAGGAAGAAUUGAAGCUUGAUUUCUCUAGCGAGAAACCGGCGACGCCGUUGCUAGAUACCAUCAACCACCCCAUUCAUAUGAAGAAUCUCACCAAGAAGGAUUUGGAACAGUUGGCUGCAGAGCUGAGGCAAGAGAUCGUGUACACCGUGUCGAAAACCGGGGGCCACCUGAGCUCCAGCCUCGGCGUGGUGGAGCUCACUGUCGCGCUCCACCACGUCUUCAACACCCCAGAUGACAAACUCAUCUGGGAUGUGGGCCAUCAGGCGUACGGUCAUAAGAUUCUGACGGGGAGGCGGUCGAAGAUGCAUACGAUAAGGCAGACAUCGGGACUGGCCGGCUUUCCCAAGAGGGAUGAGAGUGUUCAUGAUGCCUUUGGUGUUGGCCAUAGCUCCACCAGCAUUUCUGCUGGUCUUGGUAUGGCUGUAGCUAGAGAUCUGUUAGGGAAAAACAACAGUGUCGUGUCGGUGAUUGGAGACGGAGCCAUGACUGCUGGCCAAGCCUAUGAGGCCAUGAAUAAUGCAGGCUUCCUGGACUCCAACCUCAUCGUCGUCUUGAAUGACAACAAGCAGGUGUCGCUCCCCACAGCCACGCUCGAUGGCCCUGCCACCCCUGUUGGCGCCCUCAGUAGCGCCCUCACCAAGCUUCAAGCCAGCCCUAAGUUUAGGCAGCUUAGGGAGGCUGCUAAAAGUAUAACGAAGCAGAUAGGGCCGCAGGCGCAUGAGGUGGCGGCUAAGGUGGAUGAGUACGCGAGGGGGAUGCUGAGCGCGUCUGGCUCCACUCUCUUUGAGGAGCUCGGGUUGUACUACAUUGGCCCUGUGGAUGGACACAACAUUGAUGAUUUGGUCACUAUUUUUGAGAAGGUUAAGGCGAUGCCAGCACCGGGGCCGGUUCUCAUACACAUUGUGACAGAGAAAGGGAAGGGCUAUCCACCAGCAGAAGCAGCAGCUGAUAGAAUGCAUGGUGUUGUCAAGUUUGAUCCUUCGACCGGGAAGCAAAACAAGGCGAAAUCGUCGACACUUUCGUACACACAGUAUUUUGCAGAAGCAUUGGUGAAAGAAGCUGAGGUAGACAGCAAGAUUGUGGGGAUCCAUGCUGCAAUGGGGGGUGGAACUGGCCUCAACUUCUUCCAGAAGCGAUUUCCCGAGCGAUGUUUUGAUGUCGGGAUUGCUGAGCAGCACGCUGUCACAUUUGCAGCCGGCUUGGCCUCUGAGGGCCUCAAGCCCUUUUGUGCCAUCUACUCGUCCUUCCUUCAACGAGGCUACGACCAGGUGGUCCAUGAUGUUGAUCUGCAAAAACUGCCUGUCCGGUUCGCCAUGGACCGGGCUGGCCUAGUUGGGGCUGAUGGGCCCACUCAUUGUGGCGCGUUUGAUGUCACCUACAUGGCCUGCCUGCCUAACAUGGUGGUGAUGGCUCCAGCGGAUGAGGCUGAGCUCAUACACAUGGUUGCAACGGCUGCAGCCAUAGAUGACCGCCCUAGCUGCUUCCGGUUCCCAAGAGGGAACGGCGUGGGAGUUCCUCUCCCUCACAAUAACAAAGGAACACCAAUCGAAAUUGGGAAGGGAAGAAUACUAGUAGAAGGGAACAGGGUGGCAAUAGUAGGGUACGGAGCCGCGGUGCAGCAGUGCCUCGAAGCAGCAAAGGUUCUCGAGUCCUACGACAUAGCACCCACAGUGGUGGAUGCAAGAUUCUGCAAGCCACUGGACACUGAUCUAAUCCGGCGACUUGCCAAGGAGCACGAGAUCCUCAUCACGGUUGAAGAGGGCUCGAUCGGGGGAUUCGGCUCCCAUGUUUCACAUUUUCUAAGCCUUAAUGGACUCCUUGAUGGUCACCUCAAGCUGAGAUCAAUGAUGCUACCUGAUAGAUACAUAGACCAUGGAGCACCAAAGGAUCAGAUUGAAGAAGCAGGUCUCACUUCAAGGCAUAUUUGUGGGACAGUUUUGUCACUUGUUGGAAGGCCUGUGGAGGCACUCAGACUUCAAUAGGUUAAGAAUUUGUGUUGUUAGAAACAAAUUAAUUAUAUGCAAGAUUGUGAUUAUCUCCUAUGUCUAUAUGAUGAAUAGUCUCUCUUCUUUUUUUAAUAAUCAAAUUUAUCAUGCUCA
Messenger RNA from Salvia hispanica, 2325 nucleotides. Its product is annotated as 1-deoxy-D-xylulose-5-phosphate synthase 2, chloroplastic-like. The record is from RefSeq and is a predicted model, not a curated record. Gene Ontology annotation, biological process: terpenoid biosynthetic process. NCBI's taxonomy places the organism in Eukaryota, Viridiplantae, Streptophyta, Magnoliopsida, Lamiales, Lamiaceae. Gene Ontology annotation, molecular function: 1-deoxy-D-xylulose-5-phosphate synthase activity.